This is a messenger RNA of Cyclopterus lumpus (lumpfish), 1137 nucleotides long. Its product is annotated as beta-1,4-galactosyltransferase 1-like. The transcript has 2 exons. Gene Ontology annotation, biological process: carbohydrate metabolic process; protein N-linked glycosylation. NCBI's taxonomy places the organism in Eukaryota, Metazoa, Chordata, Actinopteri, Perciformes, Cyclopteridae. Bases 83 to 1135 code for a protein of 350 amino acids. The record is from RefSeq and is a predicted model, not a curated record. Gene Ontology annotation, molecular function: cytoskeletal protein binding; beta-N-acetylglucosaminylglycopeptide beta-1,4-galactosyltransferase activity.
UUGACUUGCAAAUUGAGAUGCAGGUACUAGAGCUGUAUCAGGGCAGACAAGAGUACGCUACUCAACUUCAGGAGGAGCAGAAAUGAUGCGAAGCAAUUUUAUUGGACUGACACUUUUCAGCGUGACUUGUUUUGUUCUGCUUUUAUUUUACAACAAAGAGGGCACUUUAUACAUUUCGUCGAAGCAAUAUAAUAUUGCAAAUGGAAACGACACCCUUUCCCGGUUGAUAACAGAACAUGCUCAAAUGAAGACCAACGUCCUAAAUGGCAGUCACGAAGAGACACGGAGGCCACCCACAAAGAGCAAGACUUUGGGACGCUGCCCUGACACCCCUCCAACACUUGUGGGUCCACUCCAUGUGGAGUUUGAUUCUCAACGGACUUUGGACGACGUGAGAGAGAUGAUCAGUUCUUCUCUUCGGGAGGGAGGACGGUAUAAGCCGCCAGACUGUGUUGCCCAACAGAAGGUGGCGAUCAUCAUCGCAUUUCGCAAUCGGCACGAGCACCUUACUCAUUGGCUGUAUUACCUCCAUCCUAUAUUGAUACGACAGCAGUUGGACUACACAGUGUACGUCAUCAACCAGGAUGGAGAAGGCGUGUUCAACCGGGCUAAACUGAUGAAUGCAGGCUACGUGGAAGCAAUGAAGCAAUAUGACCACGACUGCUUUGUCUUCUCGGACAUAGAUUUGGUCCCUCUGGAUGACCGUAACCUUUAUAGAUGUUUUGACAAUCCUCGACACUUGGCUGUGGCUAUGGACAAAUUCAACUUCCAUUUACCCUAUAAAACUUACUUUGGUGGAGUUUCCUCAUUGUCUAAGGGCCAAUACUUAAAGAUUAACGGCUUCCCGAACACGUUCUGGGGCUGGGGGGGUGAAGACGACGAUAUCUAUAACCGAAUCAUCUUCCGUGGCAUGUCCAUUUCUCGACCGGACUCAGUGACGGGAAAGUACAGGAUGAUCAAACAUAAGAGAGACUUGCACAAUGAGGAGAAUCCAAAGAAUGCUGGUAAACUGCGCCAAACCAAGCAGACCAUGAAUAAAGAUGGACUCAGUUCUCUCAAAUACACAGUGAAGGAGAUUAAGAAGGAUAUACUGUACACUUUUAUCAAUGUGGAUAUUGAGGCUCCGCUUAAAUGAAU